Molecule: messenger RNA, 417 nt
Organism: Parnassius apollo (apollo)
Lineage: Eukaryota; Metazoa; Arthropoda; Insecta; Lepidoptera; Papilionidae
Source: the annotation of a GenBank genome assembly
AUGAGACACUGCGUAAAGCUUUACAAAAUAUACGCGAAGGAAAGGAAAGCAUUUGAUAUGCUUGUAGAAAACAUGCAAUACCGAGGUCAAAUCGAAAAUAUAGUAAAGAAAUCAAACCUUAAAAACCCCUUUAAAGAUGGCAUACCGGGACAAAAGUGGCUAAAAUCGUUUUUAAAGAGGCAUCCAGAAAUUUCAUUAAGAGUUCCUGAAAAUUUCAGCAAAGAUAGAGUUUUAGUGACUGAAGCUACAAUAAGGAAUUGGUUUCAAAAUCUUCGUAAAUAUUUAACCAAGAUUAAUGCUUCUGACGUUCUAAAUGAUGGUAACAGAAUUUUUAACGGUGAUGAGUCUGGGUUUUCAUUAUGCUCUCAAACUGGGAAGUUUUGGCUCCAAGGGGAUAUAAAAAUGUUUAUGAAGUAA